Thlaspi arvense is the source of this 1092-nucleotide messenger RNA. NCBI's taxonomy places the organism in Eukaryota, Viridiplantae, Streptophyta, Magnoliopsida, Brassicales, Brassicaceae. The record is from the annotation of a GenBank genome assembly.
AUGAAUUGGGAGGUUUUAGAAGCCAAGAUCGAGAAGUGGAUCCAUAACAUGCGAAUAUCUGUGAAACUGUUGUUUGCUCCUGAAAAGAAAAUAUGCGACCACAUACUCGAUGGUGUUGAGUCGCUCAGAGAUCAAGCUUUUGCUGAACUCACUGCAAAUAGUUUUGCUAUGCUGUUGAGUCUCGGAGAUGCUACUGUUAAAAGCAAGAGAUCACCGGAAAAACUGUUUCCCUUGAUAGAUAUGUUUGAGACAAUGAGAAAGCUUGAGCCCGAGGUAAAUUUACGUACGCUAAUUCUUGUUCGUAUUUUCAGAAGCAAACCUUGUACCGAGAUGAAAGAAGCUACGCAGAACCUGAGAAAACUACUGGCUAAGACAGGGCAAGAAACUUUUACUGAUUUCGAAGCAGCGGUUAAAAAGGACGAGACUAAAAGCAUUGUUGUGGAUGGAUCCGUACAUCCGCUUACUAGCUACGUCGUAAACUACAUCAAGUACUUGUUCGGUGUUUCUACACGUGGAAACAGCUACCAAGCGACGUUGAGUCUAAUUUUUCAAGAGUUCCACAAUGUGGAUCCUCAUCAUACAGAUCCUAAAUCCGUGUUGAUGAGGAUCAUAGAGGGUUUACAUAACAAUCUUGAUGAUAAAUCCAAACAGUCAGAAGCUAGGGACUUGUUGGGUGAUGAUUGGGUUCAAAUACAUCGAAGAAUCGUGCAACAAUACGCAAAACAGUACAAGAAAGUUUCCUGGGAAAAGAUUUUGCAGUGUCUCGUGGUUAGGUCGAGUGCGAGUGGUCCGAUAGAGAACUCAAAUAUAACAAGAGAGUCAGUAAAAGAAAGAUUCAAGAGUUUCAAUUCUCAGUUUGAAGAGCUUCACCAGAGACAAUGCCAAUGGAUAGUUCCGCACAGAGAGUUGCGUGGAUCCCUUAGGGAUUCUGUUACCAAAGUCAUCGUACCUGCCUUUGAAUUAUUUCUCAAACGUUUCGGGCCGAUGAUGGAGAGUGGUAAGAACCCACAGAAAUACAUAAGAUUCACUUCUAAAGAUCUUGAGCGAAUGCAUAACGAGUUCUUCGAAGGCAAGAAGAGAUUAAAAAAAAAA